Messenger RNA from Petromyzon marinus (sea lamprey), 8609 nucleotides. NCBI's taxonomy places the organism in Eukaryota, Metazoa, Chordata, Hyperoartia, Petromyzontiformes, Petromyzontidae. The record is from RefSeq and is a predicted model, not a curated record.
GCCUCCUUCCUGCACUCGCACAGCGUGGACCUGCAGUACCUGGUGGACUUCCAUGCCCAGCUGCUGCUGAGCGCGUACGACACGACGAGCCCCUCGCGCGUCUGGGUUCCCGCGGCGCACGCAGGCGACCCGUGGCUCCUCUGCCUCUCGAGCUUCCUGCACCAGGACAACCUGCCCCGCCACUGCCCCUCAGCGCUCGCCUACGCAUGGCCCUACGCCUACGCCCGCCUGCAGCUGCUGUCACCGCAGGUCGACCCCAACAGCCCCAUCAACACGAAGAAGGUGAGCGGCUCUGGCGGCGGGGCCGACUCGUACGUGGGCCUCUGGAGGAACUACCUGACCUUCUGCUGCAGCGUGGCGCCCCCGGGCAUGGGCGGUGCAUCGCUGCUCCGCUCCUCGCAGCCCGAAACGCUCGCGUCCACGCCCGACAGCUCGUCCGGGUUCGACGCCAGGCUGACGAGCACCCCGUCUCCCGCCUCGCUCUUCAAGCACAUCGUGCCGCUCAUCCGCUCCGAGAGCAUGGAGAUCACCGAGUCGCUGGUGCUGGGCCUGGGCCACACCAACGCCUACGUGUUCCGUGACCUCAUCGAAGACCUUCACCCCGUCAUCAAGGAAGCCCUCGACAGAAGGCCGGAGAAUGUUAAGCGGAGGAGACGGAGGGACGUGCUCCGGGUCCAGCUCGUCAAGAUCUUCGAGCUGCUCGCCGACGCCGGCGUCUUCAGCCACAGCGCAAGCGGGGGGCUGGACAAGGAGUCGCUGUCGCUGGGCGCCGUCUUUGUGGAGUACGUGGACCUGACGCGCGCGCUGCUUGAGUCGGAGAGCGACAAGGACUCGGAGCUGCUCAAGGACAUCCGCGCCCACUUCAGCGCGCUGGUGGCCAACCUCGUCCAGAACGUGCGCGUGGACCAGCGACGCUACCUCUUCCCGCAGCAGUCUCUGCGCCACAGCCUCUUCCUGCUCUUCAGCCAAUGGGCCGGGCCCUUCAGCAUCAUGUUCACUCCGCUCGACCGCUACCGGGACCGCCACCACCAGAUCAACCGCCACCAGUACUCGGCGCUCAAGGCUAUGUCGGCGGUGCUGUGCUGUGGCCCCGUGUUCGACAACGUGGGCCUGUCACCGGACGGAUACCUCUACAAGUGGCUCGACAAUAUACUGGCUUGCCAGGACCCUCGGGUUCACCAGCUGGGCUGCGAGGCCGUGGGUCUGCUGCUGGAGUUGAACCCGGACCAGGCGAACUUGCUGGCGUGGGUUAUUGACCGCUGCUACACGGGCAGUGCCCGCGUCUCUGCCGGCUGCUUCAAGGCAUUUACGGCCGCAUUCACCACCAGGGACCACGUGGUGGACAUGGUGACGCUUCUCAACCUCGUCCUCUUCAUGGCCUCCGACACCAACAGGGAGGUGUACGAGGCCUCCAUGCAGCUCCUGCAGGUGUGCGAGGGGAAGCUGUUCCACUACGCGCAGAAGAUGGACGGCCUGAAGGCGGACGGCGUGACGCUGGGGUUGCACCUGCCGCCCCCCCACCUCUACGCCAUGUCGGCCCACCGCCUGUCCGAGGGGAUUGCGCGGGCCUACCCGGAGCUCACCCUCGCUGUCUUCUCCGAGAUAAGCCAGCGCUUCCCCACGACCCGUCCUUCGGGACGCCAGGCCAUGCUGGCCUACCUCCUGCCGUGGCUCUACAAUGUCGAGCUGUGGGGCGGCGGUGGCGGCGGUGGCGGCGGCGGCUGCAGGGGUGGGGAGGAGGAAGGGGAGAACGGCGGGGGGCUUGCGGGGGGCGGCCGCUGGCUGAGGGGGGCCGGCUGGGGCUCGGCGCAGGCCACGGCGUUCGUGCUCAACAACCUCCUCUACAUGACGGCCAAGUACGGGGACGAGAUGGUGGGGGGCGAGCUGGAGAGCGUGUGGACGACGCUGGCCAACAGCUGGAGCGGGAACAUGCGCGUGACGCUGCAGCACGUGAUCGCCCUGUGCGGCGUGCGCACGGAGCCUCCGCUCCUGCCGCACAUGAAGAAGGUGGUGAUCUACCUGGCGAGGAACAAGCCGGUACAGCUGCUGGACGAGUUUGUGCGCGAGCUGCAGCUCACCGAGUCGGUGAACUCGGUGGUGAUCCACACCGACAACCCGCCCUACUACCGCGUCGCCGGCGUGCACAAGACGCCGUCGCUCACGUCCGGUGAGGCUGCCGUGCGCGAGCGAGCUCCACGCGGCGCUCGCGAUCAGUACGGGGACGAGAUGGUGGGGGGCGAGCUGGAGAGCGUGUGGACGACGCUGGCCAACAGCUGGAGCGGGAACAUGCGCGUGACGCUGCAGCACGUGAUCGCCCUGUGCGGCGUGCGCACGGAGCCUCCGCUCCUGCCGCACAUGAAGAAGGUGGUGAUCUACCUGGCGAGGAACAAGCCGGUACAGCUGCUGGACGAGUUUGUGCGCGAGCUGCAGCUCACCGAGUCGGUGAACUCGGUGGUGAUCCACACCGACAACCCGCCCUACUACCGCGUCGCCGGCGUGCACAAGACGCCGUCGCUCACGUCCGGCACCACGUCGAGCAGCAACACGAUGGUGCCCGGAGCGGAGGGCCUGCAGGACACGAGAAGGACAAAGGUUCCCAAGGACCCGAGCUUCGAAGACAGCUACCUGGGAGGGGAUCUGUACUCGGGCCUGGCCCGCCACCAUCACCCGCGCCUCGAGUCCCGCUACAGCAACAGCUCCGGAGGCUCCUACGACGAGGAGAAAGGUGACCUCCUGCCGGCGCACGUCUGCUGGCGCAUCAAGGUGCUGGAGGCGCAGCAGCCCGAGCCUCUGCCGAUGCCGGCCAACGGCGGCUGCUGGGCGCCGCUCGUCGACUUCCUCCCCGAGAUGGUGUCGCCAGGAACCCCUCUGCACCGGUGUAACGUGGCCGUGAUGCUGAUGAGCGACUUGGUGGUGGACCACAGCAUGGAGGUAGACUGGAUGACCUACCUGCCUCUGCUUCUGCACGCGCUGAUCCUGGGCAUGGACCACUACCGCGCGGAGGUGUACCAGCACUGCAAGCGGCUGCUGCUGCACCUGCUGCUGGUGCUCGCGUGCAGCAGCAGCUGCCCGGCCAUCGCGGCCGUGCUGCUGCAGAACGGCGAGCAGCAGGAGGGCCGGGCCCUUGGGGGGCGGCCCUGCCCCCCCAGGGCCCACGCCAGCCCCUCGGGCGUGAGCACCUUCUCCGAGCUCCGCCGCUCGCUCGCCACCGACUCCAGCCUCAGCUGCAGCUCCACGCAGUCGAGCCUGACAGCCAGCGCGGCCAACCUGCCGCUGCUGUCCGCGCCGGGCCUCGCCGACGACGCGGCCGAUCCGGACGGCAAGGCCCGGGCCCUCAUCGAGUUCAUCGCGGCCAGGAGGAGCGGGCCGCUGUGGUGCCACGAGGAGAUCGCCCCACGCAGCCACGCCAUCCGCAGCACGGAGGAGCUCAGCGGCUUCGUGGACCACGUGCUCGCCGCAUUCUGCGCCGCGCAGCCCGGCUGCCGGCUGGAGCAGCAGCUGAGCGAGGUGGCGCUCCACACGGCGCUGUCGUGCUCGUCGCGCCACUACGCGGGACGCUCGUUCCAGGUGUUCCGCGCGCUGCGUCAGCCGCUCAGCGCUGGCGCGCUCUCCGACAUCCUGACGCGGCUCGUGGAGACGGUCGGCGACCCCGGCGAGGAGACGCAGGGCUACGUGAUGGAGAUGAUGCUGACGUUGGAGUCGGCCAUCCACACCAUCGUGGAGGCUUCCAAGCAGGGAGAGCUGCUCACCUCCUUGUCCAGGUCCUCGUCUCCCGACCCGUCGCUCGUUCCUCCGCCCAACCUCGCCAUCAGCCGCAAGAGCACAGGGCAGCUCAACCUCGGCGGCGUCGCCGGCGUUGGCGUCAACCACACCUCCCACCUAUCCUUCCAGGCCUCCGGCCACCACCACCGUAGCAACUCCAUGCCCAAGCGCUUCGGCCCGGCGGACCGGCUCCCUGAGCCGAGGCGGAGCGCCACGCUCGACCGCCUCGAAGCCAGGGGCGGCGGCGGCGGCGGCGCCGCAGGCUGCUAUUCCCGUGGUCACCUGGGCACGAUCGUUGCCGCUGGCCUCCACCUGGGCAAAGCCCACAGCCUGAGUUCGUUACGCGAGGGGCACGUUGACCUGGGACCGCAGCUGCAGCAGCAUUAUCAUCAGCAGCAGCAUUAUCAUCAUCAGCAGCAGCAGCAUCAGCACCAUGCCUACCAGCCGAGCGUGCAGAUUCAGUUCAACCAGCAGCACUAUCAUCAUCAGCAGCAGCAGCAGCAGCAGCAGCCGACGGUGGUGACUGCAGCGGACUCGUCGGCGCUGCUCGUCACGUUGUUCUGGAUCGGCGUGGCGCUCCUCGACUCGGACUACGACACGGAGUUCACGAUGGCGCUCAGGCUGCUGGACAGGCUGCUGGGCCCACAGGGCCUGGAGCUGGGCGUGGAGGAGACGCGCGACCGCGUGCACAAGGCCAUGUCCCAGCUCAGCUGGUCCAGCUUCCCCGGCAUACAGCCCCUGCUGCUCAAAGGUUUCACCUCCGCCAGCACGCUGGACCUGACCGUGCAGCUGCUGGGAAAGCUGACCGCCGUAUCGCGCACGGCCAUUGUGGACCCGAGCCAAACCACCGGAUUCCCCCUCAACGUGCUGUUCCUGCUCCCGUACCUCGUCCAGAACUUCGACAGCCCCACGGAGUUUUGCCGGGAAUGCGCUGACAACAUCUCCCAGGUGUGCCUGGAGGAGAAGACGAUCAAGCUGGCGAACCUGGCACACGUCAUGAGCCUCUACCGCAACGGCAGCUACACGCGCGACUCCGUCAACUGGGUGAACGUCGUGUGCCGCUACCUGCACGACUCCUUCUCCGGCUGCACCUUCGACCUCGUCUCCUACCUGGCGGAGCUUUUGGACAAGGGCCUGCCGAGCCUGCAGCCAACUCUGCUGCAGAUCAUCCACAGCCUGCUGAGCCACGUGGACCUCUCGGCCGUGCCCGGCAAGAAGUUCAAUGUGGAUGUCAUCAAGAUCAUUGGCAAAUACGUGCAGAGCCCCCACUGGCGCGAGGCACUCAACAUCCUCAAGCUGGUGGUGUCACGCUCGGCCAGCCUGGCCACUCCGCUGGAGGCGGUGUCGGCGCCGAUGGCGGCGCGGGGGCCGCCCCUCCCCACCGAACUGGCGGCGGGGGCGAUGCCGGCACCGGCCCUCCCGCCGGAGAGCGGCUCUCACAACAAGCUGUGGGGCUCCGCUUCCAAGGAGCUGCCGGGCAAAACGCUGGAGUUCAACUUCGACAUCUCGGAGACGCCGGUGAUUGGCCGCAAGUCGACCGACCAGCAGGCGCGCCCCGGCGAGGAGAACAAGGGCAAGUGCGGGAUCGCCGUGACGAGGAGCACCUCCUCCACCUCGUCGGGGUCCAACUCCACCGCCCUCGUCCACGUCAGCUGGAAACGACCCCAGCUCUCUCAGAGGCGGACGAGAGAAAAGCUCAGCAACGUGCUGUCGCUGUGCGGCCAGGAGGUGGGCUUGACCAAAAACCCUUCGGUGAUCUUCUCGUCGAGCGGGGAUCUGGAGAUGGCGGAGCACCAGGCCAACCUCGUGGCACCGGCCGAGGAGCCGAUGUGCGACCCCGACCUCGAGGAGACGUUCAGCGAGCAGCAUUUCGGCGUCUUCAAGGACUUUGACUUUCUCGACGUCGAGCUGGAGGAAGCGGAGGAGCUCCUGGGCGAGAGCGUGGACAACUUCAACUGGGGCGUGCGGCGACGCUCGCUGGACAGCAUCGACAAGGUGGAGCUGCCCUCGCUGCACGAGUGCCAGUUCAUGGGCACGGGCGCCGGCGGCAGCGUGAAGCAGCUCAACGCGGAGGAGACGGACGAGUCCAGCGACGAGGAGCUCACCACUUACUCGCCAACGGAGGAGUCGCUGGCCAACCACGUGGACUCAAUGGCCGCCCCGGCCUCGGAGGGCAGCUCGGGGGUCCCCAACGGCACGGCGACCCCCGCCACCGGCACCCCCAGCGUGGAGGUGUCCACCGCGGACGACGCAGAGCAGCUUGCUUCAGAGGAGGACGGCGGAGCCGCCGAGACUUCGUCGGCCGCCGACACCGGCGGCCGGGGAGUGGAGUCGCUGGCGAGCGAGGACGACGCCGAAGCCGCGCCGCCUUCCACCACCGUCAUCGGCGGCGUCGUCGGCAGCGACGACGACGGUGGAGGAGGAGGAGGUGGAGGAGGAGGUGGAGGAGGAGCGGAGAGCGCCGACAGUGCCAUCGUGGUGCUCACCGACACUGAAGAGAAAGAUGAUACCCACGACGCUGCCAUGUCCAGCAGCGGCAGCGUCAGCGACGGCGGCGUCAUCGGCGUCACCGUCGGCGUCACCGUCGGCGUCGCCUUAGCCGCCGACGACCCGGAGCAGCAGCGGCGGCGGGAGGAGGAGGAGGAGGAGGAGAGCCUGCGGGAGGCCCGGCCCGCAACGCCACCCCCGUCGCCGUUUUUCUCGGCGAUCCUCGCCGCGUUCCAGCCGCCGCCGGGCGGCGGUAGCGCCGAGGAGGCGUGGCGCCUCCACGCAGCCGGCGUGCUGUCCGACCAGGACGGCACGUGCGCCGUCCACACCUUCCAGCUGUUCUGCGGCCUCUUCCGGAACGUACGGCGCGGAUUUUGCUCCUUGACGCACGACGCCAGCAGCUACCUGGGCGACGGCCUGCACGGCAUGGGCCCCAGGUUCAUGAGCUCCGCGGAGGUGCUGAUCUCCUCCUCCGAGUGUCCCACCGUGUUCAUCGACGCCGACACGCUGGUGUCCUGCGGCCUCCUGGAGAAGAUGAAGUUCGGAGUCCUGGAGCUGCAGGAACACCUGGACACCUACGGCAGUAGGCGCGACGCUACGCAGCAGUGGCUCAACAACUGCAAGAGAACGUUCGUGGCUUGCACCCAACCGGAGGAGACGGCGGGCGGCGUCAUAACGAGCCAGCCAAUCGGCUCCAAGGAGAAGCAAAUGGAGUUGUGCCGAAGGCUGUACAAACUCCACUUCCAGUUUCUGCUGCUUUUUCAGUGUUACGCCAAACUGACGGGCAGCCUUGAGGUGCUCCGCUCCAACCCCACGCUCACCGACGUGUCCACGGAGCUGGCGGAGCUCCACUGCGGCCUGCGCGUCGCCGCGGUGGCCGCGGACGCGGCGGACGGCGCGACGCUUGCGCGCCUGGCGGCGCAGCCGGUGCUGUGCCCCGAGGACGCGGUGGUGGCGCUCCUCGACUCGCUGCGCAACCGGGAGCUCUACUCGGCCCUCCUGCAGCUCAAAAUCUCCAGGGCCACAUGGCCGGCCGACGUGUUUGGCUCUCCGGACGACGACGAGGUGCUCACGCUGCUCUGCAUGCGCUUCCGGCACGCCACGCUGGGCCAGGCCGGCGCCUUUGCGCUGGCGCCGUCGUCGGCGUCGGCGUCGUCCGGCGACCCGGCUCAGCUCGCCUGCACCAACCUCAUGCAGCUCAACAUGCACGUGCAAGACGCGCUGCGUCUUGUGCAGGCCUCCAGCUUCUACCCGCAGCAGCAGCAGCAGCGCCAGCAGCAGCAGCAGCAACAGCAGCAAUCCCAUGAGCCACAGCAGCAGCAGCAGCACCAGCAGCACGAACAGUAUGAGCUACAGCAGCAGCAGCAGCUGGAGCUUCAUUAUCAGCAGCAGCAGCAUCAGGAGCAGCAGCAGCAGCAGGAAGAACAGGAGGAGCUUGUUUAUCAGCAGCAUGAUCAGCAGCAGAAUGAUCAGCAACAGCAUGAUCAACAGCAUGAUCGACAACAGCAGCAGCAGCAGCUUCAUGAUGAUGUUCAACAACACCAGCAGCAUCAGCAGGAAGAUGAUGAUCGUACUACGGAGAUGGUGGGAGAAGAUUUGUAGUAACGCUGUACAAAACGAGCUCUGGCUUACACCUGCAGCAGCAGGAGCAGCUGCAGCAGCAGCAGGAGCUACGGCUGCAGUAGCAGCAGCAGCAGAUGUAGUAUCUGCAGCAACAGCUGGAUAUUUAGUUAUCAGCAGCAGCUGGAAGAACUUAGAUUGACAGAGAUGGUUGGGCAAGAUUCAGUAAUGCUGUAAAAAAUCUAGCUUCUUACCUGCAGCCGCAGCGUCAUCAUCAGCAGCAGCAGCUUCAUCUCCAGCAUCAUCAGCAUUAUAAGCAGCAUCAUUGUCAGCAGAAGCUUAAUCAUAACGAGCUGCAGCUGCAGAAGAUUCGUCAACAUCAUCAUCAGCAGCAGCUUCAUCAUCAGCAGCAGCAGCAGCAGCGGCAAGCUUCAUCAUCACCAUCAGCAGCAGCAGCAGCUGCUUCAAUAGCAGGAGCAUUUUAACAAGCUUCAUCAAUCGAUUGUUUUAUUGAGAGGUAUAAGCACUGAACCGCAAAGCCAAGCAAAAAUAAUUACGUGAAAUAAUUUAUCUUUUUUGUUAAUAUCGGUAACCUUCGUUGCGUCGUCACGGUGCAGAUCGCUCACUGAGCAGUGCGUUGGAAAACGGCCCGCAGAAGCAGAUAUCACAGAGCUAUCUCCGAGUUCCCCUUCUUCAAGUGACGCUCUGGUCCACGCACAGAACGACCCCCGCGGAAGCGGAUGUCGGAGAGCUACCUCUGAGAUCUCCGUCUUCGUCUUCAAGUGACGCUAUGGUCCACG